AUGUCGGGCUACAAGAGGUCAGGCUCUCUAACCUCUGAUUCUGAGCUUCGCACAAUCUCGUAUGUUGAUCUAGAGGCUGACACGAUCGGUUGCGGAGCACCGAAUGAGCAAAGUCGCGGCUGGAAGGUCAUGACCACCAGUUACACGAGCUGUCCUGCACCCGAAACCAGCGGUAGCAGUAGUCCUGGCAGUCCCAUGCCGCUGUGUGACGACACCACGUGCAUUCAGCACUUAAACUUCUACCCAAAUCUCUUAUCGGUCGACUUGUCACUCGAUACCGUCGAAGGUCUGCCCGGCCCUGCAGCACCAGACCUCCAUCAGUCUCUGGACUUUCGCCAGUUGCCUGGCAACCAGCCUUUUUCACCCUGGUGCUCUCCCGCCAUCACCGCCAUUUCGCCCCGUGUGCCGGUCAGUGAUUUUGGUCACUUGUCACUUUUUAUUACUUUUGCAACAGCUUCACCUGUUGCUAUUGCCUAA
This is a messenger RNA of Protopolystoma xenopodis, 477 nucleotides long. The record is from the annotation of a GenBank genome assembly. NCBI's taxonomy places the organism in Eukaryota, Metazoa, Platyhelminthes, Monogenea, Polystomatidea, Polystomatidae.